CACAAUAUUCUGUGUCAGUUAUCUUUCAAAAGUCUUCUUAAUCGCCUUCAUCAGGCAAUCAAGCAGGUAACACCUCUUCAUCCCUCUCCUAACAUCCUUGCAGAAUCAAAGAAGAGGCGCAGAGAUGGGGAAGCUGAACCAUGAUCCAUACAUCAACCACUUUAGCCAUCCUCAUCCCUUGGAGCUGUCCAACGCUCAAUCUCUUUACAUGAACUCAUGCUCUGCCUGUAAUCUCCAACCAUCUGGAUGGAUGUAUUCUUGUAAGCCAUGUAACUUCACUCUCCACAUCUCAUGCACCCAGAUGCCAACUUUAAUAACCCACCCUUCCCACCCCAUCCACCCUUUAACCCUCUUCUCUACUCCGGUUUACCCUGGUGGCUCGUUCAAAUGUGAUGGCUGUGGCCUCCAAGGAAAUGGAUUUAACUACCAUUGCACCACCUGUGAUUUUGAUGUGCACAUGAUGUGUGCUACAAAUCCACUAUCACUCGCUCACCGAUCCCAUCCUCACCAGCUCAACCUUGCCUUUUACCCCCCUUACCAAACCAAAGGUUUCUCUUGCGACAUUUGUCACCAGAUAGGGUCUAACCAUUGGCUUUAUCGAUGUAGUGCUUGUGAGUUUGAUGCGCAUAUGAAGUGUGCAAUGAGUGUUAAUAAUACAACUUUGCCUCAUAUUCAGCACAGCAACUCUUUGCCAGUAGCCAACAGUGUCAAUAUUCAAUACCAGCAGCAGCCUGGACUUGGAGGAGCUAAUUAUGUUUACAGGCACAGCCAAAGCAUGGGGACUAUGCCUAUGCAGCAGCAGCAGCAGCUGCAGCAGCAGCAGCUGCAGCAGGUUAGCUAUCAACAGCCAAGUGGGGGGCCUAAUGGGGCAGCAAACGGCACCAUAAUGGAUACAAUGGUUCAAGGGUUUGUAGAUGCGGCCGCACAACAGAUUGGUCAAACGUUUGCGCAAAGCAUCAUGAAUCCUGAUGGCAGCAACAAUAGUGAUCCUAAUGAUGGUGGUGGUGGUGGUGGUGGUGAUAAUUCUUCCAAUCCUUCUAUAAUCAGUGUCGGAUCUUCCAUUUUGAGUGGUGUGUUUGGCGGUGACCCUGAUAAUUCAUAGAAUCAAGAGAUUUGAUGGAUUUUGAAGAUCAUGAAAUCAAAGGAAAAAAAAUAUCAUAUAUGGAUCCAAGUUAUUGGUGUCAUAGGAUUUGGUGACUUGCUGCUUGUCAUUUGAUCCAGUGUUGUUAACUUGUUACUCUCCUCUUAAAAGUAAGGGGAAAGAUUUCAGUCGUGUUCUUAUUACCAGUGAAGAAAUAAAUAAUAAAAAAUAUACAGCCCUGGUUAUGUAUUAAUAUAUAAA
Populus euphratica (Euphrates poplar) is the source of this 1342-nucleotide messenger RNA. RefSeq lists its product as uncharacterized. Bases 125 to 1102 code for a protein of 325 amino acids. The transcript is spliced from 2 exons. The record is from RefSeq and is a predicted model, not a curated record. NCBI's taxonomy places the organism in Eukaryota, Viridiplantae, Streptophyta, Magnoliopsida, Malpighiales, Salicaceae.